AUGGAGGCGUCCCCUCUGAUGAGGCUUCCGCCUGAGAUCCGCAACAACAUAUACGAGCUCGCCCUCUACGAGCCAGCCGGCAUGAGACCUGUUCUAUCGCAUCCGCGCGCGCCGUCGCAGGUAGAAUCGAACCCACUUGCCCUCGCGCUCUGCUGUCGCCAGCUAUACCAAGAAUGCAUACGUCUCUUCUACAACAUCAAUCACUUCUGGAUCCAGUCGAUGACUGCUGAUUUCGUCACUCGCCUCGAGUCUUUCUCGGAAGCAAUCGGCGAGCAAAACACAGCAGCACUUCGCGAAGUUCGAUUCAUCCAGGGCUUGGCGGUCGCUUCUGUCAUGUCGGCUUCCCGCGCUGAAACCACCACCGCUGCACCGCCUAUGGGAUUUCCCAGCUCCUCGACUACGCAAGUACCGAGCCCUGCACCUCCCGCGGCGGCCUCUCCUCAAGUCCCCCGGUCUCCCCGCUUCCUGAAAGAGCACCUCAUGACGAUGUACCUCAACAUCCGCAACAACACCACAAUCCACAAGCUCUGCGAGCGCGGCACCAAAGCCUACAUCACCAUACUCUUCUGGAUCGACAGCAAAAUCUUCACGGAAGAGGCGCCCUACGUCAUCUAUCUCAACUGUGCCGAUCUCAAGACGUCGCUACGGGUUCAGAUGACACAGACUCGUCUUGAGUGCCGAGAGGUGAGGACUCGCAAGGUGGAUCCGGCGGAGAUCGCCAGGGUCAUUGCGUUUCUUGAGAACUUGCUGCUCUGUUUGGCCCAUUUGGAGAAGCUGGCUUGA
This is a messenger RNA of Zasmidium cellare ATCC 36951, 783 nucleotides long. RefSeq lists its product as uncharacterized. The transcript has 2 exons. The record is from RefSeq and is a predicted model, not a curated record. The coding region runs from base 1 to 783 and encodes 260 amino acids. Lineage: Eukaryota; Fungi; Ascomycota; Dothideomycetes; Mycosphaerellales; Mycosphaerellaceae.